Diaporthe citri is the source of this 771-nucleotide messenger RNA. RefSeq lists its product as uncharacterized. The record is from RefSeq and is a predicted model, not a curated record. Lineage: Eukaryota; Fungi; Ascomycota; Sordariomycetes; Diaporthales; Diaporthaceae. Bases 1 to 771 code for a protein of 256 amino acids. The transcript has a single exon.
AUGUCCUCCUCCAACACCACAGCCUACACAACCCCCGUCCCCUCCCGGUCCCCAUCCCCGGCCGCCUCCCUCGACGACAUCGAGGCCUACAGGCCCCUCUUCAGGCGGCGCAGGCCCCCAAUCUCCAAACCCCCCGUCCCUUGCUUGUGCUGUGCCAUCAAAGGGAUGCACUGCGUCUACUACAAGGGCGAGGUGCGCUGCCAGCGCUGCGAGCGCAACGGCGAGGAGUUCUGCAUCUACCAGCGGCAGGACCUUACCCGCCCCGAGUCGCCCAUGACGCAGGAGCAGCUCGAGCAGCGAGAGGAGGAGAGCAGGAGCGCGCCCCCUCCGCGCCACCUGUGGCUCCCGCACCGUGCCCCGCCCCAGCCCGAGCCACUGCAGUGCAUGGUCUACAGCCUGGACCCGGAGCUGUCGCGGGACAGGAGGCGGCUGCUGGGGGUCGCGACGCAGAUGCUGCAGGACGCCGAAGGGUCGACGUACGUGCACGGGACGCCGCUGGGUGAUGCCCAGGUGAGGGGCUUUGCCUUGCCGUCCUGGCACGGCAACGACUGCGACGACAACAAGGCGGACCCGGAGUACCGCGUGCGCACGCACGCGCACUUCUUCGAGCGCCUCGGCGAGGAGAACAAGGCGGCGGCGGCGCAGAGGUCGCGGCGGCUGGGCUUGGAGAGGCGCAGGGUGCGGGAAGAGAAAGCUGACUGCCAGAGGCUGAAGAGGGAGAUGGAGAAGGAGGAGACGGAGGCGGAGGGAGAGGCGGAGGGAUCCGGGUAG